Trichophyton benhamiae CBS 112371 is the source of this 1452-nucleotide messenger RNA. RefSeq lists its product as uncharacterized. The transcript has 2 exons. The record is from RefSeq and is a predicted model, not a curated record. The coding region runs from base 1 to 1452 and encodes 483 amino acids. NCBI's taxonomy places the organism in Eukaryota, Fungi, Ascomycota, Eurotiomycetes, Onygenales, Arthrodermataceae.
AUGUCAAGGUCCAGAAAUGAAGAUAUAAACGAUGUGGACUACAAUGAUGAUAACUAUGUUGCCCAGCUUCUUGCUAAAGAUGCGCGGGACUGCUCGCGCAGAUACUCGGCUCUUGGAAUAUACGGCCCGUCAAAACGAUCUAUUAAUGGCGCUCCGAAGCCAAAUACACGGUUUUUAAAGCAUAUCCUCCGCGAAACAGACAGCCACAAUGAGAAUUUAAAACGGAAGGAGGAGGAGGAGGCGAGGCAGAGAAUGAGGACACUACUGGAUGGAAGAGGCAAGCCAUCUCGAUCUUCAAGGUCAGAUGGGCGAGACGAUCGGGUACACAAACGUCGGAGGGUUGAAUCCCCCGAACGACAGGACCAAAAUGGAGUAAGACCUCAUCACCGUGACCGUCAUGGAAAAAGCCGUAUUCAAAAAGGAGAAAAAGAAUACAGGUAUUCCGGUGGCGAUGGUGAUACAAUAUCCAGAGCACGAAAGCGGCAUCAUCUGGAGGAUAGGCCAGAUAAAGGGGAUACAGCACGAGAAUCCGGACAGAGUGGACACGACAGGAAGGGUGAAAGGGAUCAUCAUAGGCGGCAUCAACGCGCCCAAGAAUUGUCAAAAUAUGAACAUGGUCAUCCAGCAAAGGAUCAGAGAGAAAAUUCGGGUCCCCGCCGGAGCAGGAGUGACAGGAGGGCGCACGAUCGCCAUGGAAGAUCUCGCAGUCGGUCUAAAUCCCCAACCAGGACUCACCGCCAGAGGAGACGCAGCAGGAACCGAGAGGAGAAAAUUGAAAAGCACAUGCAUAUGGAGGAUAAAAGUGGCGACUUGCGCGCAGAUACCCACACCAGCGUUGACAAGAAGCCACCGCCGUUACCCCCACAAACAUGUGCUGAAGAUGCUCGAAGUAGGCAUAUGUCACCAAAUGAUAGAAGCAGCACAUCCGACGAUUCAGACCCACUGAGCGAUCUUAUUGGUCCUGCGCCACCCACGGCUUUCGCGGACAAUAGUCAACCUAUCCAAUCUCGUGGUCGUGGGGUUUACAGGACCACAAAUUCGAGUAACAUAGACGCCCAUUUUUCGUCAAAAUAUGACCCCGCGUUGGACAUACACCUUGAAGAUGACAAUGCUGCCAAGAAUGAUCAUCCAGGACACAUCCGCCCUGUACCAGGCCUUUUCAACCCAAAGGAAGCAGACAAGCAUGCAAAUGAUGACUGGGAUAUGGCGCUAGAGGCACUGCGGGACCGUGAGAUAUGGAAACGGAAGGGUGCGGAGCGCCUACGAGAGGCUGGGUUUGACGAUAGGGUAGUGGAGAAGUGGGAAGCAAACAAAUCCUUUGCUGGUUUAGGCUCGAAUGACCAUAAGGAAAUAGAAAGUGUUAGAUGGGCAAAGAAAGGGGAAGGCAGAGAAUGGGACCGUGGGAAAUUUGUUGAUGAAAAUGGUCAUAUAUCCGUCAAGGCGCCCUGGUAG